Messenger RNA from Fusarium mangiferae, 1917 nucleotides. RefSeq lists its product as uncharacterized. Bases 1 to 1917 code for a protein of 638 amino acids. Gene Ontology annotation, molecular function: ATP binding; ATP hydrolysis activity. Lineage: Eukaryota; Fungi; Ascomycota; Sordariomycetes; Hypocreales; Nectriaceae. The record is from RefSeq and is a predicted model, not a curated record. The transcript is spliced from 7 exons.
AUGUCUCCCGACACCAAGCUCUACAAGCAUCGCUGCCUCUAUGGCUCGUGUCCUGAGAGGUGGUCCAGGUUCCCGACCAACGAGGAAGAGCAUAAUGACAUAGAACAGAGCGCCUUGAAGGACCCGAUCGUCCAUCGACACAUCUUCGACGAUCAUAAAUGGCAGACCGAAUCUUUCACCAUCCAGAGCCCUGCCAUGCGGGCAGUCAUCUCGACCGUCCUGGACAAAUAUCAAGACCUUGAUCUUGAUUCAAAGAAUGAGGAGCACGAACCGCAGGCUGCUGCCCAACUCCUGAAAUUUCUCUCCCCGAUCUUGGCCCCCAAGGUUGAUGCGCUUGUCAAGACUCGCGAGACUGGGAACAUCAUGUUCGACGACCUGUGGCAGAUCUCCGCUCCACAUGAGUUUGUCAUCACCAGGUUCUAUGGUGUCGAAGCUGUAUGUCGUGUCACCAAAUACAAACUCGUGAAAGAACCUCGAAUGCCAUCAUACUGGGAGAUUUAUAUGGAGUAUGUAGACUGGAACGGCAAUCGUUGUGGCUAUGCCAACACCAUGAUUAUCAUCCCGGAAUUCCCUGCCUAUCGGCGCGUUACUUUGCUACCUGCGUAUCCCCUGUCCUUCCACAACUCACCUUCAAAGAUCCGCGAGCAGAUGGUAGAACGAGGCCGAAAGCUUGAAGCGUUGCGUGGCUACCACUUCCAAACCUGUUCUGGAUCAAAGAUUCUAUUGCCUCCUAGGAAGUCAGAGGAGCGACCGGUGUCUGGUCGAGUCAUUGUUGACGCUCACGCCUACUAUAUGACCAAUGACAUAGUGAAACCCGAUCUUGCACCCCUGGAUGACGACCAAGUCGGCCAAGAGAAGAAGUCGGACGAAGCUAAGAAGUCGGACAAGAAGGAGGCCAUAGCUCAUCAAUGUGGUUGGGACUGUGAACCCGAUUGUGAGGAUGAUGAUGACGACAGCGACGACUCAGAUACACCUAAGGAAACAAAUACGCCUAUGGAGGGUAAUGCAGAAAUGAUGGUGAAAGCGCCAAAUGAUACUGCAGGGCGCUCUGAGGAUCUCGAGCCCCUCACAGAUGACAUGUGCCUUGUUGCAACGCCCUGGUUGAAAGGCUUUGACCUGAAGACCAAGGAUUGGGCCCAGUUCUACGUGGAUGACCUAGCCCCUGUGGUGUGGAACGAUGCUGCAUUCAGCCAUCUCGAGCUUCCAGGCACAGAGAAGCAGCUUGCUUGGGAGUUUGUGGAGAGCAAGACUCUCGCCAAUAGCUUCGACGACUUUAUCCAAGACAAAGGUCGUGGCAUCAUCAUUCUGAUGUUUGGUCCACCUGGUGUAGGAAAGACCUAUACCGCAGAAGCAGUUGCUGAGAAGGCACGUGUGCCACUGUACUCCAUGAGUGCUGGGGAUCUGGGAACCGUACCAAAGGAGGUCGAGCUUGCGCUGGAACGAGCACUAACUCUCUGUGGUCUCUGGAACGCCAUGCUCCUCCUCGAUGAGGCCGAUGUAUUCCUCGGUGCACGAACCGAUAGCGAUCUAGCUAGGAAUGAGCUUGUAGCUGUAUUCCUCACCAAGCUGGAGUAUUACACGGGAGUCUGUUUCCUCACAACCAAUAGAACAGCCAGUAUCGACACGGCCUUCCAAUCCCGCGUGGAUCUCUUCCUACCGUACAAGGACCUGACUUUCGAAGCUCGCAAGAAGGUCUGGCAGAACUUCAUCAAUCGCGCUGGGGGUACUCAGGUUGAGAUUCCAGAUGAGGAUAUUAACAAGCUGGCUGAGAUGAAGCUGAAUGGCCGCGAGAUCAAGAACUUGAUCAAGAGCGCCCACUUACUUGGACUCAAAAAUGGUGGUGUCAUUCAGGUAGACCGGCUAAUGAUGCUGGCUCAGAAUCGGGUCGCUGCUCUUGGUGAGUUGAAGAACAACUGA